CGCUUGCACGCGGUACGUGCAUCAGAGCAGUGCACGGAUUUAUAGACAUAACAAGACAACGCACUUGAUAGCUGCGUCACUGUCUCAUGCACACGUUGGUUUAAGGUGGAACGCAGGUCAUUCACUGCUACACCGACAGAGUCAGCGUGUGAUCCAUUAAACAGUGAGCUCGCGACCUUCCAUUAGCACGGUGGCUACGCCUAUUAUAGCAAAAUAGCGCUUCAUUCAGCUUGCUGCCUACCGCAGUAGAUACAUCUCUCGACUCGCGUCGCAUCUACAGCCAUCAUCACUCGCGCCGAACUUAAAAACGCCGGGCGAGAGCAACCUGCCACUCUGCUAGUUUCUGCGAUCUGUGCCCAGAGACGGCGAUGUAUUAUCAGCUGUCAUUGCUACUGCUGGCGGUGACGCCGCUUGUCGUCGGCGCAUUCCCGGACGCUUGCUACGUCGGAUGCCGCUGCAUCGUACACACGGUCACCUGCCACCGGCUGCUCAACAGUUCGGCGUUUACCGCCGCGAUGAGCGCACUGCCGGCCGAAACCGAGUUUAUAAAGAUCAGCGGCAGCAACGCGUCCGACGUCACCGAGGUGCCGAUGUUCAACGACUUCAGAGCACUGCGACGGCUCGACUGGAGCGGCAGCAACGUGACGGCGCUCGGCGUGUUCACCUUCAGCAGCAUGUGGAACCUCGAGGAGAUGACGCUGAGCGACAACGCCAUCGCAGUGUUCGCGACGAACCAGUUCCAAUCGAUGCCCAAGCUGCGCUACCUGCUGCUGCAGCACGCCUUCGCCGCCUACGACCCGCGCGUCUUCGCCGGCGCGUGGCUGGCCGACCUGCGCGUGCUAGACCUCUCCGAGAAUCGCAUCGACGAGCUGAACAGUACGGCCGGCUUCUUCGGCUGCGGCAUGGCGCAGCUCGCCGAGCUGAAUCUCGCGCGCAACCGCCUGCACGCGCUCUCCGUGCCCGCGCACUGCCUCGCCAGCGUGCGGCUGCUCAACUUGUCCGCCAACCACAUUCACGCGCUCGGCGACGACGACCGAAGCACGCUCGCCGGCCUCGACGCGACGCUCGACCUCACCGGCAAUCCGUUUGUCUGCUCGUGCGCCAACGCCGAGUUCGUGCGCUGGAUGCAGAACGGCACACGUCGCUCGACGCUCGCUCGCGGCAGCAUGGUCUGCGGCGCCGGCUCGGCACAUGCGCUCGAAGGUGCCGACUUACUCGCGGUCGACGUCGACGAGUUGGGCUGCGGUGCCCAAACCCAAACUGCGGUGCGAGCGAGGUCGACUUGGAACGUGCUGGGCAUCAUCGCGGUCGUCGGUGUCUCCGUGUUGAUUCUCAGCCUCCUCGUCUACACGUAUCGCUGGCGCAUAGCAAACGCGACGCUGACGGCGCUGUCGCCGAUGCGCAAGAAACACUACAGAAAGCUCGAGUUGGUCGACGAGGAGCGUGCGAGAGAGGUGGUCGAGUUUGAGGUGUAGCAACGAAGUAGCGCUACGACAUUGGACGCAGCCUUGGGUGGCUGCGAGAAAGAGUGAGAGAAAGAGAGAGAGAGAGAGAGAGAGAGAGAG
Priapulus caudatus is the source of this 1565-nucleotide messenger RNA. RefSeq names its product toll-like receptor 4. The coding region runs from base 369 to 1475 and encodes 368 amino acids. The transcript has a single exon. Gene Ontology annotation, cellular component: membrane. Gene Ontology annotation, molecular function: protein binding. Lineage: Eukaryota; Metazoa; Priapulida; Priapulimorpha; Priapulimorphida; Priapulidae. The record is from RefSeq and is a predicted model, not a curated record.